GAUAUCUUAUCACUAAUAGCUAGGACUCUUGGUGAUUUUCGAAACGGAUAUUCUUCCGAUGAUGACACCAACAUGGAUUCAGAAAAUGAAGUGAUUGCAGAUGUUGAUACUGGUAAUUCCGAUGAUGAGACUAAUGGAGAUGUAGAUAAUGAAGCUGCAGCUGUUACUUCUAGCAAUCCCGAUGAUGUUACUUACAUGGAUUCAAAUAAUGAUAUUGAUAAUGAUUCGGAAGAAUCCGAGGCUGACACUAUCAUUCUCGAUUUUGAUGACUAUUCUCAUGGCAAUGUUCCUAAUCCCGACCUAAAUGGUGCUGAUGUUGCCUGCAGUUUACGGCGCGACGCGGUUACACCUGCGGACUUGAACAACGCUAUCAGAAGUGAAGAAUGUAUGACUUACAUGGCCGCUGUUCCGAACGUCUACUACAAGCCCUGUGGGCACUAUACUUUCUGCGAAGCCUGUCAUAAGAAUAUGUUGAAUGAUGUGCUAACCGAGGGUGGUGAUUUCAUAUGUCAAAUGUGUCAUCAGUAUGUAAACGAAGUUUUUAUCAUUUAA
Molecule: messenger RNA, 552 nt
Organism: Microplitis mediator
Lineage: Eukaryota; Metazoa; Arthropoda; Insecta; Hymenoptera; Braconidae
Exons: 2
Coding region: 73-552 (159 amino acids)
Source: RefSeq, a predicted model, not a curated record